AUGCCGAAUUUUGUAUUAUUCGAAACAACCGAGUCGGUAAUAGAAAUUCUCUGGGAUAUUGCCCUUGCGUUCUUUAUUGUUCGGCUAGGCUUCAUCUACUUCCUGGUCACAUUUGCUUCCGGAACUCUCCUAUCGUAUCUAGCGUACAAGCAAUGGAUGCCCGUCACGCAUCUCACCACUCCGCAGUCUGAGCUGGCCCUCAUCCCCUUCAUGCUGGUCUUGUCAAGCCUCUGGGCGCGCUACACCAUAGUCCACUAUGAAAUCCCGCGCGUGCCUGCGUUCAGGUUAGCCAUUGGAGGCAUGGGGCUGGCUUUCAUGGUGGCUGCCGAGUUCGUGACAGCGUGCGUCUUGUACGAAGAGGGCCACGGAGACUGGCUCUUCGAGACAGACCUCAACACGGGCGUGGCUUUCGCGGUCUUGCUGGGCGCCUUCGCGCUGAUGCCGACCAUUCAGAUGCUCUUUGAGAACAAAGAGCAGGAGCCUGCGGGAACGUAUCACGGGCACGAGAAGAAGCCUCUCACGGCGGCAGUACCUCUUGUCAACGUGGCGGAAAAGAGGGAAGCCAGGGAGAAGAAGUCCAACUAA
Molecule: messenger RNA, 585 nt
Organism: Phaeoacremonium minimum UCRPA7
Lineage: Eukaryota; Fungi; Ascomycota; Sordariomycetes; Togniniales; Togniniaceae
Exons: 2
Coding region: 1-585 (194 amino acids)
Source: RefSeq, a predicted model, not a curated record